This is a messenger RNA of Trypanosoma theileri, 462 nucleotides long. RefSeq lists its product as uncharacterized. The record is from RefSeq and is a predicted model, not a curated record. The transcript has a single exon. Lineage: Eukaryota; Euglenozoa; Kinetoplastea; Trypanosomatida; Trypanosomatidae. Bases 1 to 462 code for a protein of 153 amino acids.
AUGCGCACAACUCUUCUAUUGUUAACCUUGCUACCGAUACUCUCCUGCAUCUGUACAUGUGCAGCAGCAGAGAGGAUGCCACUGCCGGUGCCACGUGUGGGUGGAUACGCUACAGAGGCGAAGGGACAAGGGUUCAAAGACAAACUGACAGACAGUGCAAACGAAUCGUGGAAUAACGGUCAAUUCACUACCACCACACCAUCCCUCAGUAUGAGUGAGUCCAUGAGUGCCUCUGCCACUCUUCCUCUCUCGGACACCACUACUGUUGCCCCAUCAACACCAGAUCAACAACAACAAGAAGCAGCAGCAGGAGAGCAACAGGCCGCCACUUCUGAGGAGUCGAGUACGACGAGCACCGCAGCACCGAAGAAGAAGAAGAAGAAGGACGGGGGCCGCGGCCCUGAGUGGCUGCACGGCCCGCUGGUGCUGCUCGCCGCCCUCACCGCCGCAGCGCUGUGCUGA